Molecule: messenger RNA, 3389 nt
Organism: Homarus americanus (American lobster)
Lineage: Eukaryota; Metazoa; Arthropoda; Malacostraca; Decapoda; Nephropidae
Exons: 4
Source: RefSeq, a predicted model, not a curated record
AUGCUGUUAUUGGAACUCAUGUGUCAUGCACUGGUGCGAAGGCGCAGUAAAAUAGCAGCCAAGCAGCGCUUGAGUGUUUGGUACAGGAGCACAGGCCGAGUGGCUGCCUCAGCUGACAUGUCGAUACGUAUUGUACUGUACUCAUAAUUAUACUUAUGAAUUUUCGAGACUUCACGGACGAUCAAACAUAUUUGCUCCCUGAGUAAUGAGUGCCAUUGACAACUGCUCAUGACAGAUUGUGUGAAAACUCCAGUGAGAUAAAACAUCAACUUGACAAAAUGGAUGGUUCCCUCUGGGAAAUGGAGGCUGCACCUCUGGCAGCCUUCUUGCUCAGUGUCCUAAUGCUUUUGAGCCUCCCAGCUAUCAAGACAAAAGCCUCAGAGAUGCCUGACAGCUUCUCUAAACAAGACCUGCUCUUCAACUUAGUAUACAAGUGUGUUCAUGUGGCAGGACAGAGAACAAUGUGUGAAGUAGCUAAGGCUAUGUAUGCUAGAAAACUGAAGUCAACAAAAGGAACAAUACCUGUAGGAGAUCACUGCAAACAGACAGGCAUUACAAUUCCUAAAUCUGUAAAUGAGUCCCUUCUGGGUUGUGACAUCAUGAUAAAAGAAUUUGACAUCUCUUUUGCAUAUUUUUUGAUGAAAACUGUGUGUAGUUCUCUCUACAAAAAAUUGGAUUGUCAGUUACAAGUUGAUACACUGCGACUAUUACGAAACAAAAUUAACCACAAGUAUGGAAAAUUUGAGGAAAGUCUGGAGAGUUUUGCUGCAGAACUCAAAGCUACCAUUCGAAAGAUUUACGAAGGUGUUGGCACGGUUGUGCAAGACAGUUUUGAAGACAAUAUUACCAGUGUGGAGAAAAUUCUUGAUGAGAUCUUUAGUGCAAAGUUCCAAGUAGGUGCCACAGCAACUACAGAUGACAAAACAGUAUUUGAGAAUGAUAAGAGGUUUAUAAUGAUAAAUGGUGGUAAAGCUGAGCUACAAGGUUAUUAUAGUAACUUGAAAAUUCUCAAUCCUUUCAUAAUUUUGAUGGAGGAAGAUACUCACUUUAAAGAAUUUAAAAUAGACAAGAUUUUUACCCCAUUGGAAAUUGUGGACAGUAAGGGUGAAAUCAAUAUGAAACAUCUUCUUACAGAGACAAAGACAGUGAAAGGGGAAAAAAAGGUUCCAGCAGCACUAUUCCUUUGUGGUCAAGCUGGGUCUGGUAAAACCUCACUGUGUCAGUACCUCCUCCAUCAGUGGCAGGAGGGAGGCAGUGAAGUUGACAAUCUUUGUAGCUUUGACCUCAUUAUUCAUGUGGAAGCCCGAAAAUUUUGCUCAAAAAGUGUCUUACAUUAUUUGUGUGAAUACUUAAUGCCUGAAACAUGUAAGAAGUUAAAAAAGGAAGAUAUUAUUCCGUUGCUUCAAGAACUGGAUAUUUUGUUCAUAAUUGAUGGUUGUGAAGAAAAAAACAUCUCAGAUCUAUUGACAGAAAUUUUUAGAGACUUUGGUGACAAGCGCAUGAUCAUCACAACUCGAUCUGUGCAUAUGUGUGGUUCCACAAAGCUAGCAAGAAAUGCUGAUAUUGAUUAUCUUUCAAUUAAAGUUUGUGGGUUUGAUGAUAUUAGACUUAAGGAAUUUUCUAAGAAUGUAUUUAAAUUGUAUAAAGAGGAGAAUAAAUACAAAAAUUUCUCAGAGUACAUUGAUGGACCAGGAAGAGUGUUAGACACACACCUGAGGCUUCCACUUACCACUGCUCUCUUAAUCAUCCUUUGGUUAAACAAUUCAGAAAUUGUGAAUACAGUUACCACAGCGACACGUCUUUAUGAAGAACUUUUUACACUUUGUCAGGAGAGGUUAGCUCAGCGCCUCUGUGUCAGAUACAGGAGACCUUACAAUGAUAUGUUUGCAGUUCUAAAAAAGUUGAUGCUUACUUUAGGAGAGCAUGCUUGAAAUAUGCUUGAGAAAGAAUUAUAUAUUCUGGAAGAUAAUAUUCUUAAUGACAUAUCUGAAGUAUGUGCACAAAAGAAAGUAGAUCCAAAAGAUUUUCUUUCAGCUUUUCUUAUGUCUGAGGAUAACAACUUCAAGAAAUCUGACAAGGGAAAUCAAGUAUUAAUGUCUAAGGAUAAGAAGUCUGAAAGAGGAAAGCCCAUAUAUGAAUUCUUACACAAAACCCAGAUGGAAUAUCUUGCUGCAGCAUUUUUGACCAACUCUCUUAACAACAAAAAUCAAAAGGAGAACAGGAGUUUAAGAGACAUAGCAAACUUACACAAAUGUUGGAAAAAUUAUCAGGAAGUUAUAAAGUAUUUAACAGGUCACAUGGCCAGUCAGGAAAUUCUACAGAGAAAUGAAAGAGAGUUAAUUGACCUAAUUGACAAGGCUGAGGUUAAGAACACGGAUUUUAACUUCUGGUGGAACAUCGUUGCUGAGAGUCAUCCGAUAAUAAGACGCCAGGAUAAAACAAGCUAUGAUACUGUGAACCAUCCUGAGGUUAAGAGAAUCAUUACCAAGGAAAAGUUACAAAAGGAAAAUUGGAUCCUUGAUGACACAAAUGUUGUAUCAGGCCUGAAACUGCUGAAAUGCACACGAGUUUUCUUAAGAAGUCUUCAAAUUAAAAUUAGCAGGAACCCUCACAAAAUACCAUUCUUCCUUGAGGAAAUGCAAGGUGUUGGUGAACAUAGGAAGUAUCGUGUGAAGCUCUAUCUCUUUUCCCGUGACCAAACCUCUGACAUAUUCUUGGACUCGGUGAUGUCUUGGUCUAUUCUGGAGCACUUUGAAGGCAGCCUACAAGAGCAACAUAAUUUUUCAGGCUGUAAUGAGCUUAAGAAUAUUUGUGUCACUGUUACAACUUUAGAGGCUCUUCAAUCCCUGUGUGACAUGCCCAAAUGUGUAAGAACUCUCCGUGUGACCCUCAAGUUGCCUCCAGAAUGCAAUCCAGCUGAUGUGCCUUAUCUAAACUACAGUGGAAACCUGGAAGUCAACCUGGUUGACUUAACUAAUGAGAGGAUGCCCUGGGUUUUGGAAGUUCUAAAGAAAAUGGUUGACAGUGAUGGGUGCUGGCGCUUGAGUCUACAGUUCUAUGAGGUUACAUUUAAGGAUAUCAGGUUGCUGGUGAAGAAACUUAAAUACAUUGUCGCUGACAAACUGUCCAUUAAAUGUAGAGAUAUGCCAGAUAUGGAAGACCAGGAAGCACUGCAGAGCAACACACGUUUCAGAAUUAAUUGGAUUUCAUAAUAUGAAUCUUCAAGCUUCAGGAGCUCUCAUAUGCUGGCCAGCAGUGUUUACUGCAACCUCCUCAGCUUUGGCUGUGACAUGCAACAUGGUACAGUAUAUUUGUUGUGAUUACAACUCCUAUACAGGGGGUCCCCGUCUUACGAACAUCCGCCAAUACAAACGGUGUUAAAUUUGAAA